CGAUUUGUUUUGUUUUGCUGCUCAGCUGAUGCUGAUUUUAAUCGCGACUUUCGUUAGACAUCGCAGCCAAAUUAAAUUAGUGGCCCCAUAGCGCUUAAAUUCUGUUCCAAAAAUGCGUCGAAGACAGAUCGACACGUUGAAAAUAUUCAAUUUGAACGUCCAAGAGGUCAAGGAAAACGAAGAGUAUCUGGUCAACUUUGACUCCGGAGGUCGGGAAAUUGCGAUAAACAUUAUCUUAGGAGCCGGAUUUCCCAACGAAAAGCCCAAGCUGAUCGUCAGUCCCAUCUUGAACCAUCCGUGGGUGAAUGCGAAUACGGGCGAGGUUGAAAACGCCCCGGGGAUCUUGAACUACACCAUCCACUCCGACCUGGGCCGCAUCGUGCAGGCCGUCAGCCGCGAGUUCGAGAAGCAUCCGCCGGCGCUGCUCAACGAGUCCGGAUCCAAUUCCCACCAGAACGGUUCCCAUUCCACUACCGAGCAAGACAAGCGAAAUGCCGCCGCAUCGCCCAGCGGAGAACCGGACGUCUUUGGGCUACAAGCGUUAACCCUGGAAGAACUGGCCCGUCUGAACAGUGACGAGGACUAUUUGGAGGGUUUCAUCGAAAAGUUGGGAUUCGUGCAGAAUCAGAGCAACGAGAUGGAAAAUUUGAUGGGACAGAUCGAGACGAUCGCGACGGAAAAUUUAGCUAAGCGGCAGUUGAUUAUGGACCGGCGGGAGAAGUUGGAGAGGAUGGUGCUUGACUUUAAAGAGUUGGGCGAAAAGUACGACGGGAACAAUAGGAAGUUUCAGCAAAAGUCGGAGGAUUUUUCGCCGCAGCAUAUUAAGGAACUGCUGCAGAUUGCCGUGUCUGCGGCGGAUUCCAAGAGUGACGAGGAGGCGCAAAAGUUUCUGGCUGGGGACUCGGAUGUGGGCACGUUUUUGAAUAAUUUUAUUGAAACCCGGAAGAAGUACACAAUGCGGAAGGCCAAAGAGGACCGGCUAGUGCAGCAACUGACCGCGCUGGAACGAUCGGCCGCUUUUUGAGCGGGAUUUCUUGGCGUGAUAGUGAUUAAUAGCAUUCUUUGGUUACUUAUUGUUUAUUAUGAUAUCUAGGUGUAUAUUUAUAUAUUUGUAUGAAAUCGAUCGAAUAAAUCUUGAGCAAACA
This is a messenger RNA of Culex pipiens pallens (northern house mosquito), 1145 nucleotides long. It is a transcript of the gene Vsp37A, whose product is annotated as vacuolar protein sorting-associated protein 37A. Lineage: Eukaryota; Metazoa; Arthropoda; Insecta; Diptera; Culicidae. Gene Ontology annotation, cellular component: ESCRT I complex. The transcript is spliced from 3 exons. Gene Ontology annotation, biological process: ubiquitin-dependent protein catabolic process via the multivesicular body sorting pathway; protein targeting to vacuole; protein targeting to membrane. The coding region runs from base 113 to 1024 and encodes 303 amino acids. The record is from RefSeq and is a predicted model, not a curated record.